This is a messenger RNA of Cotesia glomerata, 1098 nucleotides long. RefSeq lists its product as uncharacterized. The coding region runs from base 56 to 490 and encodes 144 amino acids. NCBI's taxonomy places the organism in Eukaryota, Metazoa, Arthropoda, Insecta, Hymenoptera, Braconidae. The record is from RefSeq and is a predicted model, not a curated record. The transcript is spliced from 4 exons.
UAAUUGCUCAAGUUUUUAAGUAAUAAUUAUUGCGUUACUUUGAUAUUUCAUCGCCAUGAGUAAACGUAUACGGUCAGUAAAUUGUUGUAAUCCAUUCAAUGAGUCACAUAAAAAAGGAGUUAAAGAUUUAAGAAAAUUUCCCGACGAAGAUCGUUGGAAAUUUCCUGACUUAGAUGACACUUCAAUGUUAUGUGUGCGUUGUCGAUUCCGUGUCAAAGAAUAUAUUCCGCCGGCAUCAGAGGAAGAGGAAAUUAUUUCAAGUCAAAUUAGUGUUGAAAGUCUGAGUAUAUCAGCUGAAAUUUGUACUCAAGGAAGCAGUUUAUCUCGAACUGUCAGUAAUUUUAGCGACAAUCUAUGUGAUUACAAUGAUCAUUCUUUAGAGCGAUUUUUGAAAAUUCCUCUUAUUGAAAAAGACAGGUUAUAUUCUGAAAAAAAUUAUGGAGUAAAAAAACUUGAUGAGAGCUAUGCUGCCCUAGAGAAUAAGUUUUAAUCACAAUUUGGAAUAGUACCUGAAUCUACCUACAGAAAGAUUAAUCAAGAUCAUUGUUCCAUGAUAGCUAAAGUGAAGAAAUUAUAUAACGCUGAAAGUGACAAAUCAAUAAAAAAGAAGCUGCUUUCAAUUUUACCCGACAGUUGGGAAGUCAGUCGUAUAGCAUCUGAAUUUAACUGUUCUUGAAAAAUGAUACUGAAUCUUAAAAAUGAUAUCAGUGAAUCUGAGAAUGUUGAUUUAGACUCUGGUGAAAUGACUACUAAUACUUUGAAUCCCACAAAAGUUCCAGGCAAUCAGCCGCUUAAGUUAGAUGUAAAAAAACUUGUCAUUGAUUUUUAUGAAAGCGAAGAAAACUCAAAACAAUUAGCGGGCAUGAAAGAUUUUAAAUCUGUGAAGGAUUGUGAUGGAAAUCGAACUAGGGUACAAAAAAAGUUGAUUCUUUAUAAUUUAAAAGAAUUGUACCAAAGCUUCAAAGCGCAAUAUAAUUCAGUGGCAAUCGGAUUUUCUAAAUUCGCUAGUUUGAGGCCUACUUAUUGUAUUCUUGCUGGAAGUAGUGGUACACAUGUCGUAUGUGUUUGUACUAUUCAUCAAAAUGUAAAAUUGAUAUU